GACAUUGUACAUAAACAAAUUGAAUCCCAAAUCCCUAAAGUCUGAGAUCUCGACUCCAUCUCUUCUUAGUCCUUCUCCGUUGAGUCACCGCCUUUCCUUCCCUUCAACCAUCAUCAGCUCCUUCCUUCUCAGCCGAAAAGGGUACAUUCUCUCUCUCUCUCUCUGUAAAUGUUAUCUACCCAAUUCGAGUACUGAGGAGAAUUUUGUGCUUUUACUCAUCUCUAAGUUUUUAUCACUUAUUCUACAUUUACUCAUCCAAUCGACUAAUUGAGGCUGCAAUUUCUGUUAACUCUGCUGCUUUUGAGUUUUAAUUAUAAGUUGCUGAUUGGACACUAUAAAGAAUGGAGUCAAAUAAAACUCAUCCCGAAAAGCAAUCAUCUGUUGCAAAACCGCCUGUUCCUUCUUGUCGGAAGAAGAAAAGCGAGGAAGCGUCGUUCUUGGAAGAUGUUAAGGAUCACAUUGAUGAGUUCAUCAAUGCUUCUAUGGAUGAGCAUAAAACAUGCUUUAAGAAGACCAUACAAAAGAUGUUUGGAAUGUCGAAAAUUGUUGCUGAAAGGACUGCUGAAGCUGAAGGAGUUGAAAGUUCUCUGCCCCUUAAAACAACAGUAGGAAACUAAGGUGUUUCUUUAGGUGUGUUCAAAUUGGAUGACUUUUUUUCACUGUUUUAACUUUUUAUUGCUAUGUUCAAUGUUCAUAAUUUCAAAUAAAUUUACUGUUGCUUUUUUAUAAGUGAUAUAGUUGGGCCAAUUUUUGCACAGAUGUAAAAUUAAAUCUAGGAAUAAUUACAUCAUUGAACCAUUUUUUGUUAUUAA
Cannabis sativa is the source of this 812-nucleotide messenger RNA. RefSeq lists its product as uncharacterized. The coding region runs from base 342 to 617 and encodes 91 amino acids. The record is from RefSeq and is a predicted model, not a curated record. NCBI's taxonomy places the organism in Eukaryota, Viridiplantae, Streptophyta, Magnoliopsida, Rosales, Cannabaceae. The transcript is spliced from 3 exons.